UCUCUUUCUCUCGGCUGAGCGGCUCGCCGCUCGGGCCAAUCUGUUAUCGAGUCUGCUAGUGCGUGCGUGACCAGCGAUCUGUUCUGGCUGCGCGCGACGAUAGGACUUAUCACGCGGACGCGCGCGCGCGUCGUCACGGCAAACUGCCAUGAGCCGAUGCGCGGCGCCGGCGACGAGUGCGCGAGUGCUGCCAGUGGGCGCGAUCAGCCGAAGACGUCGUGAUUGGUGCCGAGAGCCGCUGACAUGCUGACCGAGCAGCAGCAGCAGCAGCAGCCGCAGCAGCAGCAGCCGCAGCAGCAGCAGCAGCAGCAGCAGCCGCCGCGGGCCGCCGCCGCUUUAGCUAACCGCAGCUUUCUGUACGGCAGCGCCGCCGCCGGGACCCGGAGCAACGCGCCGAGCGUCUCCGCGUCGGCGGCGGCCCGCAAGAUCGUCUACGCCACGCUCGACAGUCUGGCCUUGCGGCCGCUGCGCCAGUCCGAGCAGCAGCACCACCCGCCGCCAGCGGCGGACCCACGGAGGCACGACGAGUGGACGAGGCCCAGCUACACGUUCCCCGGCCUGGCGGCCGACAGCAAGCAGCGGCAGCAGAAGAAGAGCCAAAAGAAGCAACAGCAGCAGGAGGCGAGCGACCAUCACGGCGGCGGCGGCGGCGGCGGCGGCAGCGCGCGUUUCGCUUUCGCCCGGAACGUGCUGCACUACGUGCCGAUGCAGAGCCAGCGCUACUACCGCAAGUCGCGCAAGCUCGCCGGUAAAAGCCUGUCGCUCAAGUCCCUCGCCGGCCAGGACGCGGCCGCGAGGCCGCGCAGCCUGUCGCGGGACGAGCUGCGCUACGUGAGCAUCUCGCAGCCCAGCAACUUCGUGCACGUGGAGUCGGGCGACCGGCUGCGACUGCUCAGCCGGCCCGAGUACGCCGAGCUGGCGCGCCUCGGCGCCUCCGCGCUGCUGCUCGACGGCGGUCCCCGGCUGCGCCAGUCGGACGACGACGACGACGACGACGACUACUACGACGACGUCGGCCCUGCCGCCCCUCUCCUCCGCGCGUCCACGGAGCGCGAGGCCAGCUCGCCGAGCGAGGAGCCACGCGGCUUCGAGCCGCCGGACGAGGCGUACGACGACGUGGGUCCCCCCGCGUUGACGGAGCGGGGCGACCCGCCGGACCCGCACCAGGAGGAGGACUGCCGGCUGUACGACGACGUCGGCCCGCCGCAUUGCUUUGCCGAGCCCGAAAGCGCCGCCCGGCCGGACAAAGAGGAGGCGCCGGAGGAGCGAGCCGAGGUCCCGCGGGAGGCGCCGGCGGCCGAGGGGCAACAAGAGAGCGACGACGACGUGUACGACGACGUGGGCCCGGCGAGCGCGGCGGCGCCCGACGCCGCGCACGAGGCGCACGAGCGCGUCAACAGCCUGUACUCGGGCUCGCUGCAGGCCUGCGACAAGGAGUCCGAGUGGGAGGACCUGGAGGAGCCGAGGGCGCAGCAGGCCAGCCAGCCGGCGCGCGCCAGGAGGAAGCCGGCGGCCGGCGCGCGCAGAUGGUCCUGCAAGCUGCGCCGUCAGAGGAGCAGGGCCUCGCGCAGGAGCUCGGCGCGCUCGGCCAGCCGCGGCCGCGGACCAGCGUCGAGCCCCGGCAGCGUUGCGGUGAGCCUUGGUAGCGGCUCGAUUCUCGUGCUGGGAUCGGAGGAGGCCGAGCCGCGGACUCGGCACCAGGCCAACGCCCGGCAGAGCGACGGCCACGAGGACGAGGCGACCGAGUGCAAGGGCUUGCUGCAGCUGCGAGUGGUGCUCGUCGACGACGGGGCCCAGGUGCACGAGACCUCGCUCUACGUUGCCGAAGACUCGUCGGACGACGGCAACUACGAGACGCUGCAGACCUACGAGCCGGACGACUUCAGCAGCGACUCCGAGCACGAAGAGGAGAAGGAGGUGGGCUCGGUCGGCGGCUCGCCGAUACCGCAGCAGCAGCAGCAGCAGCAGCAGCCGCCCAGCCGACCGGUGCCGCCGCCGCCGCGGGAGCAGAGUCUGAGCCACAGCCUCGGGCGGCGCAUGCGCAUGCUGCGGCGCACCUGGAGCAUCACCAAGGGCAGCCUGGGCCGCAUCGGGCGCCGGGCGUCCGCCGACGCCGAGGACGGCGCGCGGCAGGACCCGCGCAACUACUUCGGCUUCGGCCGGCCGUUCCGCAAGCGCCAGGCCGGCCAGGCGCUGUCGACCUUCUACCUGGAGCGCGGCCUGUCGUCGGGCGCCAGCAGCGAGAAGGGCAGCAGCUGCAGCGCGGGCAGCGGCAGCGAGGGCCAACACGAGCCGGCCUACCUCGAGCGGCUCAAGGCGGACGGCCAGUCGGGCAGCGCGCUGGCGCGCGAGCCGCUCUACCAGUUCUACGCGGCGGACGCCGCCAGGGUGGCCUUCGAGUCCGACUCGGACGGCUACGAGCAGGUGGAGGAGCCGGCGCCCGCGCGGACGGCCGCCGAGCUGGCGAGGCCCGGCCAGCGCACGCUCUGGUGCCAGACGCCGCGGGUCAUCGGCGGCGGGCUCUCGCAGGGCCUGACGCCGGAGCAGCGCCGGCUGCAGGAGGCCAAGUUCGAGAUCCUGACCUCGGAGGCCUCCUACCUGAACUCGCUGCGCGUGCUGGAGGGCGAGUUCGCGGGCAGCCGCGAGCUGGCGCGCGACCUGCUGACGGCCGGCGAGCGCGACCGGUUGUUCGGCGCGGUGCCCGAGGUGCUGGCCGCCUCGGAGCGCUUCCUCGCCGAGCUGGAGGCCGAGUGGCGCGAGGACCCCAUGCUCGGGCGCCUGGCCGGGCUGCUGCUCGGGCACGCGGAGCGCAGCGCCGACGCCUACGUGGCCUACUGCUCGAGCCAAGUGAACAUCGACGUCACGCUGAAGGAGCUCAGGGCGAGCAAGGGCCACCGGUACCUGGAGGCGCUGUCGAGGAUCGAGGCGCGGCCGGCCUGCCACAGCCUCUCGCUCCACUCGUUCCUCAUGCUGCCCAUGCAGAGGAUCACCAGGCUGCCGCUGCUCGCCGACGCGGUGCUGUCCAAGCUGUCGGCGGACCAGGCCGAGCGCGCCGACUGGGAGCGGGCGCUGUCGACGCUCGGCCGCACGGUGGGUCGCUGCAACGAGGGCGCGCGGCUCGCCGAGCGGCGCAACCAGCUGGAGGCGCUGGCCAGGAGGCUGGAGUACCCGGACGGGCUGGCGCCGGUAGAGCUGCGCGGCCGCGAGCUGAUCCGCAGCGGCACGGUGGUGCAGCUGUCGAGCCGGCACGACGCCGAGCACCGGCUGACCUUCGGGCGCAAGUUCCACAAGACGCCGCUGAUGCUGAUGCUGCUCACCGACUACCUGCUGCUGGCCAAGCUCAAGCCCAACAGCUGCGGCGAGGAGAGCUACGCCGUGGUGGAGGCGUGCAAGCGCAGCCUGGCGGCGCUGGAGCGCGCGCCCGAGGACGGCCCGUUCGCCGGGCGGCGCGCGAUGCUGCUGACGCUACUGGAGAACCAGGCGGGUCGCCAGGUGGAGCUGGUGCUGAGCUGCGACAGCGAGACCGAGCGCGAGCGCUGGCUGGACGCCGCCUCGCCGCCCAAGCCCAGCUGCCUCGGCGAGACGCUCUACGAGUCGUGGGACUGCCCGCAGGUCAUGGCGCUCUACUCGUACGCGCCCCGGCAGCCCGACGAGGUGGGCCUGCAGCCAGGCGACGUCAUCAACGUGCUGCGCAAGACCAGCGACGGCUGGUUGUUCGGCGAGAGGCUGCUGGACGCGCGUCAGGGCUGGUUCCCCGGCAACUUCACCAAGGAGGUGGCCUCGGAGCACGCGCGCGCGCGCAACCUGCGCCAGCGCCACCGGCUGCUCGCCCUCGGCGCCAGCCAGCUGCAGCGCCGCGCCAAGCCGGCGCUCUCGCUGCUCUGAGCCGCGCCGCCCGCUCGGGCCGUGCUCCUCGCUGCCGGCCCCUUGUCCAUAUGUAAAUAGGUUCGUUUGGUCGCUCCCGUGCGAUGCCCGCGACUGUUGACCUUGCCGACCGUGCCUCCCGCAAAUACGCCCGCCCGAGUACGCGGAAUACGAGGCGCUCGCGAGCUCCCACUCGAUCGUGGAAUCGCCUGCAGCCACUGUAUCCUCGAUGGAAAGCGCGAGAAGAAUCGCGCGCGUAAACGCGGCUUUUCGAUGCUGGCCUUUCAUCAUUUUUAAUUAACGCGCGAACGCCGGGUUUCAGCGAAACAAAGGCGCGCAGUUGUGCGCCUAAACAAUGUGAGCGCGCGCUCUCGCUCUCUCUCUCUCUCUCUCUCUCUCUCUCUCUCUCUCUCUCUCUCUCUCUCUCUCUCUCGGUCUCUCGCUCUCGCUCUCUGAAUUUCCAAAUCCCGCUCGGAAACGUAAUCGCGAUAAGCGAGAGAGCUCGAGGGGCAAGAAAGGGCGGGUUGUCCAUUGACGCGGUUCGUCGAAAAACAGCGGCAGCAGCGCGGAGAUGCAGCACGAGCUGGCAAUUAGAGCUAUCGAAGAGAGAUAGAGCACGCUGCGCAAGUGGCCGCCGGGCAGACCAUUAGCUCUCUUCGGGCGUGCGCGUGGAGGGCGGGAGGCAGCGACUGCAUUGGCCGCGGAUAGGCGGAGGUCCUUCGAAGCAGUCCGACUUCUCCGGGGCGCGCGCGUCAAUCGCCUCCCGAGCCUCCGGCAUAGCCGCGACAUAGUCGAGACGGCGCUACGCAAAAAUUGACGCGCGAGCGGAACCUGGUCAGGCCGCCUGGAAAACUGGGGAGCCCGGGUGCUAUGUAGCGCGCUAUUGGUAUAGGGGGCGAUGCCCGUUCGAUAGGUUCCCCCCGCCCUUCUGACCGCCGCCGCCGCCGCCGCCGCCGCCGCCGCCGCCGCCCUCCUCGCCGAAAACCUCCUGGCAGCUCGCGCGCGCUGUCUUUCCUCUCCGAGUCGGACGAUCGCUCGGCUCCAAUUUGAUGGAUGCGUCGAGGCGCGAUCUCGGAUUUAUUCGUCGCCGUCGCGGAUCCAAUUUGCCGCGGUUCUUAAUCCCGUCGACCUCUCGCUUCGCCGGGCGAAACCGCUGCCUCGAACGACCGACUUGCUCCGCGAAAAAUGCCAAUUAUUUAUCCGUCCGGCGGGGUCGACGGGCGCUGCGCCGUUUGGCUCGUCGACGAGCUAAUCGAUCGCCACGACCGAAAGGCGAAAAUCAGUCGACGCUCGCGAAUCCAUUACUCGAUUGCUCAGUUUGCUCCGACAUGACUGCGCGAGCGGAUUUCCGCGUCCGCGUCCGGUGGAGUUCGCGCGUCGGGAGUGGAGUCCCAACGAAAUAAUUGCGCCGCGACACGAGGGCAGAUUUUUCGAUACAAUAUAAACAGAGAAAGGAGCGAGAGAGAGAGAAGGAGAGAGGGGGGGAGGCAAAGCCCGAUAGUUUCACGCGUACGCGCACCAUGGGAGAAUAUCCGCGCGAGCG
Molecule: messenger RNA, 5407 nt
Organism: Phymastichus coffea
Lineage: Eukaryota; Metazoa; Arthropoda; Insecta; Hymenoptera; Eulophidae
Gene: Exn
Product: rho guanine nucleotide exchange factor 16
Exons: 12
Coding region: 244-3885 (1213 amino acids)
Biological process (GO): activation of GTPase activity
Molecular function (GO): protein binding; guanyl-nucleotide exchange factor activity
Source: RefSeq, a predicted model, not a curated record